UCAUACACAAACACAAACACAAACACAAUCACAAUCACAAUCACAAACACACACACUUUUCUUUCUCUCUCCUCUAGUCUCCUCCGUCGUCCGCGGCACCUGACGCCGUCCUCCGCCUUCUGAUUGCGCCCACCUUCAACAAAACCACCAUCCAUCAACUCUCUUUCACCAAAGCCACCAGCUUCAGUUGUAUCACCACCUCUUAUCGGCGGCGCCUCCGCCAUUGAGGAUUUUCAAUUUAGGGGACUUCCGGCCACCUCUCCUUCUCCGCUGCUGCUAUUCUCGGUGUUGACGAUAGUGUAUAGGAAUAUCUAGAAAGUGCUCAGUUUUUGCAGUUUAGGAUCACCAAGUACACAUCUUGAGCACUGUUGCUGCUAUUGUAUCUCAUGAUGCCUAAGGUUUUAAACAUCUCAGAUACUGAAAGUUUAUCUGAUGGGGAAGGUGAAAUUCAAAGCAUGCAAAACAUUGGUGGAUUGGGGUUUGGGAUGUCAUCUGAGGUCGAGGUUGCAGAGUCAAGGCAUCUUGGGGAAAAUGUUGCCAGCUCAUCAGGAACUAAUUUAAGAUCUUCCUUCAUUGGAAUGGGAUUUACACCUUCUCUGAUAGAUAAAGUGAUUAAAGACAAAGGGGAGGAAGAUGCUGGCUUAUUGUUGGACACUCUCUUUGCAUAUUCAGCCCAUCAAAAGUCAAAUUCUGAAUCAUCAGAUUCGUUGGGUCCAUUGGCUGAUGAAAGUAGGUACAAAAGAAGCCCUCCUGGGUCUGACGAUCAGUGUCAGUUGGAGAAGGCUCUGCAAGGAACAAAAUCUAUGUCAUCUGAGUCGCUGGAUAGCUUACUCGAUGAUGACAAAGAUGUAGAAGACAUUACACCAUCUGCACAUUUUAAUCUGAAGCAGGAGCCUGAUGUACUCGAGGAUCUUGAUGAUGACAAGAGGGCAUCAUUAUUGAUGAUGAAUUUUCCUGUUGCUGAAGUCGACUUUGCAAUCAGUAAACUUGGUAGCAGUGCUCCAAUCAAUGAACUGGUGGACUUCAUAAUGGCAGCUCAGAUAGCUGAGAGUGAAAACUGUGACGGCCUGCCAAAUGGUGAUAAUGUGGAUAAAAAUGAGAAUUGCAGUACAGACGCAUUAUUUGGAACCAUGGACAAGACUUUGCAGCUGCUCGAAAUGGGAUUUAAUGAGCAAGAUGUUUCAUUGGCUAUUGAAAAGCUGGGUUCAGAAGUGCCAAUCAUAGAGCUUGCCAACUGCAUUUGUGCCUCGCAAAUGGGCGAAUCUUAUCUCCUGAAUACCAAGAAUUCUUCAAUACCUUCGAAGGCGAAGCGUAUAUCUCAUGAUAGUUCAUGGUAUCGUAUUAAGGGAAUGCCUAAUAAUUGUGAUUUAUUUGGCGUAAAAACUGAGAAAUGUGACGAAGACUUUCUUUCUCAAAGGAGUAGUGUGGGCUUUGGAAAUAUAUAUGGUGAUAUAAAACCAAAAGAAGAAUACUUUGAUGAGCCAAGUUCUUCUAUGGGGGAUAUUAAAUUAGACGAUAUAAAGGGUAAAAGACCAAAAGAAGAAUAUGACGAUGACUUGAGUACUUGUGUUGACUAUUCAAGGAAAAAAUCAAAAAAUCUAACUAUUGGUUCUAAUCCAUCACCGCUUAGAAAGAUCCCCGGUGACAAUUUUGGGAUACCUAAGCCAUCUAGGAGAAGUAUUGAUAAAGGGCUUCAUGGACCUCCUUAUUUCUUAUAUGGAAAUUUUGUUAAUCUAUCUGCUGAUGGUUGGCAAAAGGUGUCUCAGUAUUUAUUUGCACUAGAACCGGAAUUUGUGAAUACUCAACUUUUUUCUGCCUUAAAUAGAACAGAAGGAUACAUACAUAAUCUGCCCAUUGAAGGUCGGUUUCACAUCGAUCUAAAAUCUCCGAUGACAAUUGGAGAAGCAGUACCACACAUGAAGAAGUGGUGGCCGUCAUGGGAUACAAGGAAGCAAUUAAGCAGUAUAAAUUGUGAUUCAGUAGGAUCAACACAAAUUUGUAGUAGCUUGGGUAAGAUGUUGGUUAGUUCUCAAGGUUUACUUUCAAGUGAAAAACAAAGAAAAGUACUCUAUUAUUGUCGUACUAUGAAUCUUAUUUGGGCUGGCCCACAAAGACUCGCCCCCAUGGAACCAGAACAUGUGGAACGCAUUCUAGGAUAUCCAAUCAAUCAUACGCGGAAUCCUGACAUGAAUCUGACGGAGAGGCUCGAAUCCUUGAAGCAUUGUUUCCAAACUGAUACAUUAGGAUAUUAUCUCUCUGUUAUGAAGCCUCUGUUCCCUGGUGGAAUAACUCUGUUGUCUCUUUACAGUGGAAUCGGUGGAGCAGAAGUGACAUUGCAUCGGCUUGGAAUUUAUCUGAAAGCCGUUGUUUCUGUUGAGUCUUCUGAAACGAGACGUAAGAUUUUGAGAAGGUGGUGGCAGAAUACUGAUCAAGCAGGGGAGUUGAUACAGAUUGAAGGUAUCCAAAAGCUGACAAUUAACAAAUUGGAGUUCCUGACGAAAAAGUUUGGUGGUUUUGACUUGGUUGUUUGCCAAAACCCAUGUACAUAUUCAGAAAAAGGCUCCAAGACAGUCCCUGGAGCUGGAAGUAGUGAAGUUGCAGCUUUGGACUUCACUUUGUAUUAUGAAUUUGUUCGUGUCCUGCAGCGGGUCAGAAGUAUGUCCGGGAGGACAUGAUAGUCAAUAAACAAUGAAGACAGUCCCUGGAAGUAGUGAAGAUGCAGGUUUGGACUUCACUUUCUAUUAUGAAUUUGUAGCCGGUAUUAAGUGGUAGGAAGGGCACGAUAGUUAAUAAGCAAUGAAGUUGCAAGUCUGCAAGAGUUGGGAGGUCUUCAAGAUUAUUACUUUUGCUUACUAUUGGAAAUAAGGUAGAUAAACAUUUUUCUGAGCCUGAGAAUGUAAUAAGCUGUCAAAAAUGUAUUAAUUUUGUGUACUCAGUUUUAGUCUAGUGGUGAACAAAGCCAUUGUAUCAGGUGAGCAUAACAUGCUUAUGAUCUGCUUUGGAAUGUUCAAAGAAGCAUGCUCACCGUUUUGCUAAUUUAUGAUUAAUAUUAGUACUAAUCAAUUAGUUGAUUGUUCUGUAUCAUUAUUCGAAUCUCUCUAUUAUUAUCUUUAAUUCAAAAGACAAACCAUUCCAUCA
Molecule: messenger RNA, 3138 nt
Organism: Spinacia oleracea (spinach)
Lineage: Eukaryota; Viridiplantae; Streptophyta; Magnoliopsida; Caryophyllales; Amaranthaceae
Product: probable inactive DNA (cytosine-5)-methyltransferase DRM3
Exons: 12
Coding region: 387-2675 (762 amino acids)
Cellular component (GO): nucleus
Source: RefSeq, a predicted model, not a curated record